CUUCUCCCUGCGAAGAGAUAUUUUGAAUACGGUGAAGUCUCAUAAAUUCUUUCGAUACGUUCAUGGGAGAUAUUUGCAAGAGCCAUUUCUGACCAUGUGCGACCCUUCGGUUCAAUCAAAAGUCCAAAACCCUUCUGCCUGCUUACAGAUCGGAGUGCCGAGCGUGGGUCUCGUUCUCGUCUCGCCUGCGCCACGCUUUCGACUGACAUUCUGGGGAAAGGACAACGGACGACGCCUCAAACUCUCUAUCUAUCAUUUACUAAUUAUCGCUCUCUCUCUUUCCCUCUCUCCUUUUCUUCCCCGUGGACCUCCCACCCCUCCCGGUCCCUGAAUCCCUUCUUUCCCUUUCUUAAUCCUUUUUUGCCUAAAUUCCUCUCUUUUAGUCGUUCCUGCCUUCUCUCGGAUCUGGGAGCAUGUUUGCGACUAUCACUCCUUUUCCAUCCAGAUCAUGAUCCCGCUUAGUCCGGUAUCUGUGACCCGGUCCAACUCGUACGGCUCCCCGGAGCCCCAGAUCCUCUAUCAUGGGCAACGACACUAAGUUCGAAUACGAAGCCCUCCCUAUUCCCUCCUACGAAGAGGCCGUGGGUGCCCGCCCAAGCUCCUCCCGAUCUGACCUCGGUCCCGAAGCGCACGACGAUUCCGAGAGGCAAGGUUUGCUUCACAAUGUCGACGAUGCCACUUCCCGCGAUGAUCCCAGACCCACACCUCAUGGAUACCACCCUCCUACGGUCGAGUCUGUUCGAGAUAGCCUGGAUGGCCUCGACUCCGCGAGCGGCGGCUCGGAAAGGGGCUCACUCGAAGAGUUACAGCGAGAAUUAGCGCAGAUGGAUGUGGAGGAUGGUGGUCAACAGUCGUCUCAACGCUCCCGUUUGUUAGGUUCUCGAUUCUCCAAGCGGUUCAGUAAUUUCACACGGUCCCUAUCCGCCAUUCGCCUUCCUAGAUUCCUACCGACCUUCCGCCUCACCGUUGACCUUAAUGGCGCUCGUACAAAUCUGCAGACGCACGGGUGCAUGAUUAUGCUGCGCUUAUUCGGACUCUUCUUAGUAGUUACCAUUGUCUAUAUCUUCUUUAUAUCAGACCUCUUCAACAUGAACUCGCGAUUUAUCAUGGGCCAGUCCUAUAGUGCGACAUCUGUGGAGAAUUUCGUCCAAAGUCACGUCAACGAAACGAAUAUUGCGGAGAAUUUGAGAAGAGUGACUAAGUUUCCUCAUAUGGCUGGUACUGAAGGAAGUUUUGUGCUGGCGGAAUGGAUGGAGCAGGAGUUCAAGACCGCAGGCUUAGAUGAGAUCGAGAUGGAGGAGUUCCAGGUAUAUUUGAACUAUCCCAGAAAGGGUGGAAGGAGAGUCGCUAUUGUGGACCCUCCCGAUCUAUCCUGGGAGGCUAGCCUUGAAGAAAAUGACGGGAAAACGCCCGUGUUUUAUGGGCAUUCCAAAUCGGGAAAUGUCACUGGCCCAAUUGUCUACGCCAAUUAUGGUUCUCGGGAAGACUUUCAAUACCUUGUUGAUCAAGGCGUCACUGUGAAGGGCUCUAUAGCACUCGUCCGGUAUUACGGAUCAGAGUCUGAUCGUGCAUUGAAAAUCAAAGCCGCUGAAUUAGCAGGUGCAGCGGGGUGCAUCAUCUACUCAGAUCCCUCCGAGGAUGGCUUCGUUCGAGGACCAGCCUAUCCGGAUGGACGCUUCAUGCCGGAAGACGGUGUUCAAAGAGGCGGCGUGAGCCUGAUGUCUUGGGUAGUGGGAGAUGUUCUCUCCCCAGGUUUUGCUUCCACACCGGAUGAGAAGAAGAGGCUCAAGCCGGAGGAAAGUCAAGGGUUGACUGGCAUUCCUAGCAUACCUAUCGCCUGGCGCGAUGCCCAGAGGCUUUUGCAGGUUAUCAAGGGUCAUGGCUCUCAGGUGCCUGCCAAAUGGGUUGGUGGCGUUCCUCAUACUGACCAGUGGUGGACCGGAGACGAAAACUCCCCCAAAGUCAACCUUAUGAAUAUACAGGACGAGGAGGAAAGGCAGCCUAUUUACAACGUGCUCGGGAGAAUCAUCGGCCUAGAACAACCGGAAAAGAAGAUCAUUGUCGGCAAUCAUCGAGAUUCAUGGUGUCUAGGAAGCGCAGAUCCGGGUAGCGGCACUGCGGUUUUCCUUGAGGUUGUGCGAGUCUUUGGCGAGCUCCGUACCUUCGGCUGGCGCCCGCUCCGUACUGUUGAGUUUGUCAGCUGGGAUGCAGAAGAAUACAACAUCAUCGGAUCAACAGAACACGUGGAAAAAGAACUGGAGGCACUCCGUGACAAUGCGUACGCUUAUAUGAACGUUGAUGUUGGCGUUAGCGGUAACGAAUUCGAAGCUUCGGGAUGCCCGGUUUUCGAACGUGUUGUUACUCAGAUUCUCGGACGCAUAUCAGAUCCGGUAGCCAAUGAGACGCUGAAAGAUAUUUGGGAAAAGAAACAGAAGAGGCUCGGGCCCCUCGGCUCUGGAAGCGAUUAUGUAGCGUUCCAAGAUAUCGCUGGAACAUCCAGCGUGGAUUUUGGAUUUGUUGGGGAACCGUACCCCUACCACAGUUGCUAUGAGAACUAUGACUGGAUGGUACAGUUUGGGGACCCAGGGUUUCAGUAUCACAAAGCUCUGGCCCAAUUCUGGGGCCUGCUCAUUCUUCAGUUCGCGGACACUCCGGUCCUUCCCUUUGAUUUGGAAGUAUAUGCCGACCGUAUUGCUUCGUAUGUUAUUGACUUGGAGAAGUACGCCAAGUCCCAGGAUGUUCCGAUUACCCACGGCUCUUCCAGUGACCACAGCAGGCGUGAGGUUGCCGUCACAUUCAAGCCUUUAUAUGAUGCUGCAACCAAGCUGAAAGAUGAUACAGCGCAGUUCCAAGAGUGGGCCCGAGUCUGGCAUGACACAGUUUUGGGCUCUAGUGGCUUUGAGAACAAUGUGAUAGCAGUUCAGCGGAUGGAGCACAAUGCUCGAAUGGCUCGCUUCGAUACCCAUCUUCUGGAUGAUAGGAAAGAUGGCGGCGUGCCGAACCGUACACAAUUUAAACACGUCGUUUUCGGGCCUCAGCUAUGGUCUGGAUAUGAUGCGACAUUUUUCCCUGCCAUUCGGGACAGUAUCGAUUCACGCAAUUGGACACUAACUCAGGAGUGGAUUCACCAAGUUUCCGACAUCCUACGCACUGCAGGUGACAAACUCUUGCAUGACUGAGCCAUUCUGACUCGCCUUUUCUUUCUCAUUCACAAAACGUCGCAAUCCUUCGGCAUCUUCUCCUUAUUCUUCGAUAUGAACGUUCGGUGAAUCUUUUUUUGCAUUUAAAACACAAUUUAGACUUCCUUCCGCUUAUUUUAGCGACUUUUGUAUAUGUCUAUCCGUGUUCUUAUCUUGCUUGUUGACCUUUGUGGAGAAAUAAGCCAUUUUAUCACUAACCAUAAGCUCUACUGACGCUCAUCAAAAGAUCUUUCUUGUUGGGUCUGCUAUGUCUAGUAGGCAUUUACCCUUCUCUGCGCCAUAUAUCCGCUUUCCUUGCAUAUCUUUCCCUCCAUUUGUUAUUAUCUUACUGUAUGUACUUCUUUGGUCUGAUGGGGGACCAUUUAACUACCCCAUCCGGUGUUUCUUUAUGGGCAAAAGUCAGAACUCCCUCUGACUUGGAGCUGAGGAGUCGUGGUUUCAAGAUCAAUACGUGUUCAAAUCACUCUCAACGGCAUGUCACUUCUCUUAUAGGGAUGCUACCUCCUAUACGUAACAUUUCACUUGCUAUCUUGCCCAACAGUCUGGUAUGAUUACACACUAGUCAUAUAUCUCUCAGCCCCAAGGUUAGCAUCCUUGCGAAAACUAAAGAAUGGCGCAAAUACAGAUUGUAACACUCCGAA
Aspergillus alliaceus is the source of this 3841-nucleotide messenger RNA. RefSeq names its product M28 family metallopeptidase. The record is from RefSeq and is a predicted model, not a curated record. The transcript is spliced from 2 exons. Gene Ontology annotation, molecular function: carboxypeptidase activity. Bases 522 to 3179 code for a protein of 885 amino acids. Lineage: Eukaryota; Fungi; Ascomycota; Eurotiomycetes; Eurotiales; Aspergillaceae.